This is a messenger RNA of Sarcophilus harrisii (Tasmanian devil), 2732 nucleotides long. It is a transcript of the gene KLK5, whose product is annotated as kallikrein related peptidase 5. Lineage: Eukaryota; Metazoa; Chordata; Mammalia; Dasyuromorphia; Dasyuridae. Gene Ontology annotation, biological process: proteolysis; extracellular matrix disassembly; amelogenesis. Gene Ontology annotation, molecular function: serine-type endopeptidase activity. The transcript has 6 exons. The record is from RefSeq and is a predicted model, not a curated record. The coding region runs from base 129 to 1019 and encodes 296 amino acids.
GAAGCGGGAGGAGGAGGCGAAGCCAGAGCUGGAGGCUGAAGGACCCGAAGGCCGGGAGGGAGGCUGGCAGAGCUCGGUGGCCCUUAGCCCGCCCCGCUGUGCCCCUCGGGCCAAGUGCAGGUGCAGUAAUGCUACCUCCAGGGGGUUCUCCUUGGACCUGGACGCUGGUAUUCCUGAUGUCAGUUCUGAUCAUGGGAGAUCCAGGUCUGACAGGGCAGAAGAAUGGGGCCCACUUGGAGAACCAGGCCUGCCAGGAGGCUGGGAGCCACCAGCAAGCUGGGAGCAAUCGGCAGGUGGUGAACCGCCAGGAGGGUGAUGCCGAUCGGGAUUCUGAGAGUCGCAUCUUGAACGGCAGAGACUGUGAACCCCAAAGCCAACCCUGGCAGGCAGCUUUGUUUUUGAAACCAAAUAGACUCUUUUGUGGGGCAGUGUUGAUCCAUCCCCAGUGGGUGCUCACGGCUGCACAUUGCCAGAAACCUUCCUAUAUUGUUGCCCUGGGCCGGCAUCGUCUCCAUGGUUAUGGUGUAAGCCAGAGGAAUCUCCGUGGCGUCCAGUCUUUCCCCCACCCCAACUAUACCCGGCCAGCUCACUCUAAUGAUCUCAUGCUAAUUAAAUUGAACAAAAAAGUCUCAGAAACAAAAAGCAUCAAAGCCAUUAACAUCUCAACUCAGGCCCCAACUACUGGGUCCAAAUGUCUCGUCUCAGGCUGGGGGACCACCAACAGCCCUCAAGUUCAGUAUCCUGAGACCCUACAGUGUCUGGAUGUCAUGAUCCUGUCUCAGGAGACCUGCCAGAAAGCCUAUCCUGGGGAGAUCAAAUCUAGCAUGUUUUGUGCUGGAGAUGAAGCUGGCAAGGAUUCCUGUCAGGGUGACUCAGGGGGCCCUGUGGUCUGCAAUGGAAUGCUUCAGGGCCUGGUAUCCUGGGGGGAUGUUCCAUGUGGAAAGCCCAACAAGCCUGGAGUCUAUACCAACCUCUACAUGUUCAACAAUUGGAUCAAAGACACCAUCAAAAACAAUUGAUUUAAGGGGACACUGGCCUGUAGAUCCCUAGUCUGUAUCUUGUUCAGAGAUCCAGGAGCUCAGGCCCCUCGGUUCCCCAUUCUCUCAGGGAUGUGGGCACCCCCACUUCUAUAAAGCUCAGGGACAUCCAUUAUCUAGACCCUCAAUUUUUGUCUCUGGAGGACCCAAGGAUUUGGCUCCUACAGGGGCCCAGACCUUGUACAUUCUUCCCUAACUUUCCUUCAGAGAGUGAAAAUUCCCCUUUGUCUCUUGUGUGAAGACACCUAGAAGGAAUCUGUCUGAGAUCUCCAUCCCUCUUCCUCUCUGAGCCUUCUUAUCUAACAUUCUCCCCCUGCACGUCCCCCAGCCCAUCAUUCCCUUUGUCCCUCCUCGAGCCCUCCAGUGUAAGCUUGGUCUCCAUUAAUCUCUCUGCUUGCAGUGGAUUUGGAAUCAAGGAAACCUGGGUUCAAACUCCAAGUCACGAACAUCUUUGUGCCUCAGUUUCCUCUUCUGUAAAGUAAGGCUAACGACAGGAGCUGCAUCACAGAAUUGUCAAAUUCAAAUGAGAUCAUGUGCAUAAACCAUUUUACAAAUUCCAAAAUAUUACAUGAGUCUGAGCUAUUUAUAUUAUUCAUAGGAAAAGUCUGUAGACUCUCCCUAGAGGGGUUGAUGAAAAAGUAACUUUGGUUUAGUGGGAAGAGUCAGAGAAGGUUUUUUAUUUAAUCUCACUUCCACCACUUAAUACCAGUGUGAUCUUGGUCUCAUCCCCUCCUUGACACCCUAGUUUCCUCUUCUAAUAAAUUCAUGGAUUGGGCUUGAUGGCCUCUGAGAUGUCUUCCAGAUCCUUCCUUACAAAACUAAAAUUCUUCUGGAUGAGAAAACUACAAUACUAAUGUCGUUCUGAAUGAGGAAAGUCUCUGACCACCUGGAUCAUUGCUCGGGCAUGUUCUACCUCUUCCCUUGUCAUCAUGAAUCUCUGCCUCAGCCAAAGAAGGAGGGAAGAGUAUUUCUUGGCAGGGAUACCCUAGGAAAGGGGAUGAGAACAGACUUUUCAUACUAGGAAGAAUUUGGGAACCAAUGGUUUGUCCCUAAGGUUGAUAAGGUUUCCUCUCAUCUAGGAAUGAAGAGGAUUUAUCCUAGGAUAAUUGAAGUUUUCCCCUGGGGGAUCUGGGAAGACCAAUUGAGAUUUGUCCUGGAGACAAUAUAUAUUUCAUCUGGGGGCUCUACGAUCCAUGAAUGGACCAACCACUAGCAACCAAUAAGACUUCCUCUUGUUGCACUUGAGAUGGACAAAGGUUCCUCUUGGUAUUUACGGCUUCCUUCAGGGACCCAAGAGAGUUCUUCCUUCCAGCUGGCAUGGGUGGGGACCUGUCCUCACUCUCCCUCGGAACAAAGGGGAACUACUGAGGAAAUCCAUCUGGUAUAGAUGGGUCUGCUUCUCAGGACCAAUAAGCGCUCAUUCUGGAACAAUAAUUCCUCUUUGGGCAGAGUUUUCCAUCUGCCUAGUGUAGAUUGUAUUGAAACAUAUGAAGCUUUACUGAAGGAAGGAGUCAUAAGUUAUUAUAGUCCUUCUUGUGUUCUUCUAAGACCAGUGAAAGCUUAUCUAUAACAACAAAAUUUAACUUUCCAAUUCAAUAAACAUUUCCUUUUUAAUGACUUUUAUUGCCAUAUUUUGUUUUAUACAUCACCUAAAUUUCCUCUUUAUACCUUUUGACUAUUCUUUAAUUCUAGUGC